Molecule: messenger RNA, 3801 nt
Organism: Dreissena polymorpha
Lineage: Eukaryota; Metazoa; Mollusca; Bivalvia; Myida; Dreissenidae
Exons: 3
Coding region: 840-2588 (582 amino acids)
Molecular function (GO): zinc ion binding
Source: RefSeq, a predicted model, not a curated record
UUCAUUGACUUAUGAACCAGUUCUAAUGAAAUCUUUAAAAAAGAGUAAAUAAUCAUAUGUUUUCACCUCAUAAACCACUUUCUUCGAUGGCGUUGUAAGUCCUUAUUUUCUUAUUUUGUUAUAAAUCCAUUGACUUCAGCUGGAACCUACACUACUGUAGAAGAUAAUGUUAGAGUAUUAUUGGUUACUCCCUUGAUUGGGCGCUUAAUACAAGAUUGACUGUACUUUAAUUCUUUUGAGCUCAAUCUUUCAGAAUAGUUUAUUUUCUUAGGUGAAUUUAUAUUUAACAAAGAUGUUUAAAAGAAAAUUGUGCACUUUACUUUUUAAAUAGAGAUUAUGUUUAUUCACUAGACUUGGUUAUAAGGCCACUAUAUCAGCUUAAAGAUUUUAAAACACUCUUGAAGGAGCAUAAAUUCUUAUUUAUAAAGAUGAGGAACACAAGGUAUCAGGUGUCUUUUAUGUGCUGCGGUAUUUUUUGUUAAAUUUAAACCGAUGCAGUGAAUAGUUAAUAAGAGACGUGGGGUAUUUAACUAUGUCUAUACACCUUUUAAACUGACAUAAAAUCUUGUUGUAUGAUUAUUGGUUUUGUCGAACUUAAAAUUCACAGACAGAUUAUCUUAGUUACUAAUGUUUGCUUGUAUCAAAAUAAGCCAAACUGUGGAAGUUGUCUAAAUUUGAUCAAGGUUAUCUUCGUGUUUUUUGUUGUUGCUUGUAAUCUAACAUAAGUAUUUAAUAUAUGUUUGUUUGGACAAUAUUUCUGUGGAAGUGGAAAAUAUUUAAAUAAAAAGUUAAUUGGGGUCUUAAAGGAUAAAGGGAUUUACUUAGACUAAAUAUUUAAGAUGGCGACCUUUUCUCAGUCAACUGUGGAUAAAGGCUCUGAUUCUAUUAUAGACUUUUGUUGUUCGCCAUGUCUAGAACACAAAACUCGCCAGUGGGCGGAGUUUUACUGCGAUAACUGUCUAAAAUUGUAUUGUGCAAAAUGUGUUACCCUGCAUAGUCAGUUGUUUGGGACACAUAUGACAUAUGGAAGGAGCGACACAAGUAAGUGGCCAGUGUCCAAGGAAGUGGAGGAUUUCCUUCAAAAAUGUGACCUUCAUGAAGACAAACAUCUAGAAAUGUUUUGUGAUGACCACAGUCAGCUUUGCUGCAUUAAUUGUGCUUUCCUCAAUCACAGACAAUGUGCUAAAGUGACACCGAUAUCCGAGUCAGUCAAAGGACCACCACCAGACUUGCAGAGACUAUCAAGAAAGAUUCAAAGUAUUCUUUUAGAAGUAAAGAAACUUCAGAGUUAUUGGGAUACCAGCAUGCAGUCUUUGCAGGCUUCAUACGACAAACAAGUACAUGAAAUACGUCAAACACGCCAGAAAAUGAAUACAAUUUUUGAUGAGAUUGAAAAGACCACCAUGAAAGAGCUUGAUGAUAAGAUGACAAGUCUGAAAGCUUCUCUCAAAACUGAUGUGGACAAUGGGAGCAAGCUUAAAAAUGAACUAAAUCAAAUCAGUGGCGCAAUAAAUGACAUUGUUGAUAACGGCAAAGCAGAACUCAUAUUUAUUGCAAGUAAGAAAAGUCUGGCAAUGAUAAAGCAUUCGGAAAAAUAUCUGAAGGUAAACUCUGUUCAGGUAAAAAGUUUUCUAACAUUCCAGGCGGACAGUCAUGUUCAACAAUACUUAAGUAAAUUAACAGGUCUGGGUAAGAUUUUGGUCAGUACCCAGGAAUUACCAGUGCUAGGUGACCCAGACCAGGUUUUCACUGUGACAAGAAAGUCAGAGUAUGAUGUGAGCAUGCCAAGAGAUUCACUGAAGAGUAACUUUACAUCUUAUUUUAGUAAAAUUUGUGAGGAAAAAUAUUUUAUCAAUGCCAUCUGUACUCUCUCUGAUGAUCAGAUCCUUGUUGCAGAUAAUAAGAAUUGCAUUAAGCUACUCAAUCAUCAAUACCAGGUGGUGGGACAUUGUGUUUUAGAUUCUCACUCAAGGGACAUGUGUCAAAUCUCACCAAAUGAAGUAGCUGUUGCUGUCAGUGAUGAUCAGACACAUUGGGUCCAGUUUGUCUCAGUGAAUGGUAGGCAGCUGAUUAAGGGCAAGAAGUUGCAGUUUAAACAUGAAUGUAUUGGUAUAGCUCAUAAUCUGCAAGACCUGUAUCUCACGAGUGGCACUGCACUUUACAAGUAUUCAAUGAAAGGAGCCCUAUUGAAUAAGCUGUUUGAGGAUGAAUCAGACUUUGACACAGUACAUAAGUGUGCAGUAGGUCCUUCAGGUGACAAGAUAUUUGUCACGAUCCAUAACCUAAUCCAGUGCCAAGGAAUGGUCCUCGUCUUGGCCAAUGAUGGCAAAGUUCUCCACAAGUUAUCAGACCUCUACCCUUUUUUCCCACAAUGCAUUUAUGUGACUGAUCUUGGACAGUUGCUGGUCUGUUGUUCUUCAUCAUACAAUAUCAUACAGCUGGAUGGUGAAGGCAAGAAGAAACUGGCAACUCUUGCUACCGAGAGAGAUGUACUUUUUUGCCCAAUGUCAGUCUGCUACAACAAGAGCACAGAAUCCAUUAUUGUGGGACAAGUGCACGGAAAAUUACUCGUUUUCAAAGUGAAAUAGUUUUGUUUCGAAAGUUUAAGUACAAAUCUUUAAGAACAUGUACUUUUAUUGAAAUCUUGCACUACCAAAUUCAUAUUAAGUGUAACAUUUUAUUACAAAUUUCACCUGGAAGAUGUAUUGUGUGGCCACAUAAAAUGCAUUCAUAAUAAAUUUUGGCCACAUGGAUGUAUUAUUAGGUGAUUUAUGUUUAAUUGAAUAAUUCUCGUUGGAUGAACUUCAUGUAUUGUGUUGCCACACACUUUAAAUACAUUCUAUCAUCUGUUACAAGGAAUGAACUGUAUUGCUGUGAAUUAUUUUGUAUUAGAAUUGUUUCCGUGUGUUUUUGAAAUAUUGAUGUUGAACAUGUCUUUUAUGCAUAAUUUAUUUGUUACCAUUUUUGAUGCUUGACCAUAUUUUUAUGCCCCCCUUCGAAGAAGAGGAGGUAUAUUGUUUUGCAUAUGUAGGACGGUCGGUCGGUCGAUUGGUCGGUCCGUCUGUCCACCAGAUGGUUUCCGGAUGAUAACUCAAGAACGCUUAGGCCUAGGAUCAUGAAACUUCAUAGGUACAUUGAUCAUGACUGGCAGAUGACCCCUAAUGAUGUUCAGGUCACUAGGUUAAAGGUCAAGGUCACAGUGACUCGAAACAGUAAAAUGGUUUCCGGAUGAUUACUCAAGAAUGCUUACGCCUAGGAUCAUGAAACUUCAUAGGAACAUUGAUCAUGGCAGAUGACCUCUAUGGAUUUUCAGGUCACUUGGUCAAAGGUCAAGGUCACAGUGACUCGAAACAGUAAAAUGGUUUCUGGAUGAUAACUCAAGAAUGUUUACGCCUAGGAUCAUGAAAUUUCAUAGGUACAUUGAUCAUGACUGGCAGAUGACCCCUAAUAAUUUUCAGGUCACUUGGUCAAAGGUCAAGGUUACAGUGACUCGAAGCAAUAAAAUGGUUUCCUGAUGAUAUCUCAAGAAUAAUAAGGCCUAGGAUCAUGAAAUUUCAUAGGUACAUUGAUCAUGACUGGCAGAUGACCCCCAUUGAUUUUCAGGUAACUGUGUCAAAGGUCAAAGUCACAGUGACAAAAAAAGUAUUCACACAAUGGCUGCCACUACAACUGACAGCUUAUAUGGGGGCAUGCAUGUUUUACAAACAGCUCUUGUUGUGUAAUUGUUAGGCAAAUUAAAAUAAACUUCAGGGUACAUUUUAGUUCCUUCAUUUAACAUGCUUUUCUUUAACUGUCACUAUC